Molecule: messenger RNA, 2717 nt
Organism: Pezoporus occidentalis (night parrot)
Lineage: Eukaryota; Metazoa; Chordata; Aves; Psittaciformes; Psittacidae
Gene: RFWD3
Product: ring finger and WD repeat domain 3
Exons: 12
Coding region: 3-2228 (741 amino acids)
Biological process (GO): protein ubiquitination; interstrand cross-link repair
Cellular component (GO): nucleus
Molecular function (GO): ubiquitin-protein transferase activity; protein binding
Source: RefSeq, a predicted model, not a curated record
AAAUGGCUCAAGAAGAGAUGGAAGUUGAUCUCCAAGCAGAGGCUGGUUCCUCUACAGAGAAUUCCAACACACUUUCCACAGAGCCCGCUGGUCAUGCUGUGUUGUCAUCCCAGGCACUGGCCCUCAGUGAAGGAGAUAGUGCUGCAGCUCUUCUUGCUGAUGACACUGUUGUCACACCAAAUGCUGGUACAGAGGAAGCAGCUGCUGAGCCUGACCCGCAGUUGUGUCCUGUCACGGCUCCCAGUGUACUCCAAAGGCUGCAAGGGGUACAGGUCAUGCAUCUGUGGGUCAGGAGAGGUCGCAGCCACCAGCGACUUGGUGGUUCCCAGAGGACAAUCAGUGGCAGGGCAGCAUUGGACAGUUACUUUGGAUUCAGCAGGACCCAGCAGCCAGCUGCAGGACAAGUUCCGCAUAUGGAGCCCUUGCAUACUGCAGGGGACAGCCAGGAACAGAGCUCAGAUGAAGCAAUAGAUUUAAAUGAGACUCAAAGCAGCAGCUCUACUGAGGAAGAGGAGGAAGAGGAAGUGCUGGGGGCUGCAGCACUGCCCAGUGCUAUGGCAUCAGCCCCGGAGAUACCUCUGACAGGUAGCUUGGGAGCUUCCAUUCAGACCCAAGCAGAGCCACCUCAAGAGUUGUUGCACGCUUCUUCAGUACACAGAAGUCAUGAAAGUGAGGAGGCUGAAGUCCAGAGAGUGCCGCUAAAGGGGCUGGAGCCAUCUGUUCCUGUUGCAGCACUGGAUGAGGAGGAAGGGGAUACCUGUGCAAUUUGCUUUGAGCAGUGGACCAGCAGUGGGGACCACCGUCUCUCAGCACUGCGGUGUGGACAUCUGUUUGGCUACACAUGCAUCAAAAAGUGGCUCAGGGGACGGGAAGGGAAGUGCCCCCAGUGCAAUAAGAGAGCAAAAUCUUCUGACAUUGUGAUCCUUUAUGCUCGCACUCUGAAAGCGCUGGAUACCAGUGAGCAAGAACAGAUGAAAAGCUCCCUAAGACAGGAGCAAAUGUUGCGGAAACAGGCAGAGCUGGAAUCUGCACAGAGCCGUCUCCAACUGCAGGUUUUGACUGACAAAUGCAGCAAGCUCCACAAACAAGUUCAGGAGCUGAGGGCUCUGAUGGCCCAGCACAAUGCAAAUGUUUCCGAGCAACCUGUCAGCUCCCGUAUCUGCCUUCCAGGCAGCCUUCCCUCCAGCCAAAGCCAGUGCAAGUACAACCUGAAAAAGACUUUCUUGGUGUCUCAGUCUGGGAAAUGCAGAGUAAUGGCAUACUGUGACUCGCUGAGCUGCCUUGUGGUAUCACAGCCUUCUCCAGAGUCUACUUUAAUUCCUGGUUGUGGUGUUAAGAUGCUGAGUGUGGCCGAUCUGAGGAGCAGUCAGUACAUCCCCAUCCACAGUAAACAGAUUCGGGGCCUCGCUUUCGGUGGUCGAGCAGAUGGCUUGCUGCUCUCUGCUGCUCUGGACAAUGCUGUUAAGCUUACCAGCUUGGCAACAAAUACCGUCGUACAGACAUACAACACUGGCCGCCCUGUCUGGAGCUGCUGCUGGUGUCUCGAUGACACAAACUACAUCUAUGCUGGGUUGGUCAAUGGCUCUAUCAUGAUAUAUGAUUUGAGAUACACAAACUCUCAUGUCCAGCAACUAGUCCCACAGAAGUCUAGGUGUCCCAUGGUGUCGUUGUCCUAUCUGCCCCGGAUGGCCUCAGCUUCACUACCCUACGGUGGAAUUUUAGCUGGGACCUUGGAAGGAGCCUGCUUUUGGGAACAGAAAGCUGGCAACUCUUACCAGCCUCAUCACCUGCCACUGGAGGCUGGAGGAUGCAUUGAUCUUCAGGCAGAGAUCAGCACACGGCACUGCCUCGCAACAUACAGGCCCAGUAAAAGUAAUCCAUGUGUGCGUUGUGUGAUGAUGGAGCUGACUUGCAGCCCACUGGCAGAGGCCUCUAAAGACCUUGUGUGUUCUUCUAAUCUGGUUCAGGCUUUCAGUGCUGGGCCCAUCUGCAAGCUGCUGACCAAGAAUGCCAUUUUCCAGAGCCCAGAGGAGGACGGCAGCAUCUUUGUGUGUGCUGGUGAUGAGGCAUCCGCUUCUGCCCUGCUAUGGGAUGCUGGAAGUGGGUCCUUGCUGCAGAAGCUGCAGGCUGACAUGCCUGUGCUGGACAUCUGCCCCAUGGAAGUGAACCAGGCCCACCUCCUGGCUGCUCUGACAGAGAAGAUGGUGACGAUCUACAAGUGGCAGUGAGAGUGGUCCCUAUGCCUGCCAGAGAGGCUUUCCAGAUAUGCUGCUGAUUAACCCUACACAAUGCUCCAUCCUAGACUGCUGUCCUACAGGUGCUGCUUAUGGGAGACAGGAACUGCCAUAGCCCUUUUUUUGACAGCAGGCAGAAACAGGCAUGUCCUGGUGACAGGAGCAGUUCCCUGUUUCCUCUAUCUUCCUUCUAGGCUUGCCUGUAUUUCAACUCUGUGACUCUCUCAUUUGGUCAGUUUUCUUCAGCCAAACUCUUCAAGCUGCCUCAGAACAGCAAUAAUUCUUGGCCUCUCUCUAGUGUGUGUUACUGAUUUUGUUUUUCCCAGUAUGAAUAGAAUACAGGGACUUGCAAAUCUCUUCUAUGAAUCAACAAAGUAAGAGGAAACUUGAAAACCUGAGACUCCCACUGCACUUUUCCUAUGGAGUCCUGCUGUGAUUACUGGUAGUGAAGAGGUGGCAAUAUUGGCAUCUCGCUAGCAUUGC